CAACAAUGGUGCGCGAUGCAUACAUGUCAAUUGAAACAUAACUGCAAGAACUGAGAAGGUGCUUACGGUCGUUUGUGGCGAUAUUUUAACACAAUGGAUGUCGUCUGAGGCCGCGGCGAGUGUUUGGAGACAAUAUACUGCCAUGUAGAAACGCAUGGCGAGCCAUACGGCGGAACAGACAUAGGUGAACACGUACGUCAAGAUACACGAGCCUGUAUCCUGCAAUCUGCUUCGCGAGAAGAUAAUCUUCGACAGUGAUUAAGCAAUUAAGCUGUUUCAACAUGGGGUUCUUUCACCAACUAAAGCUAUUAUUAUGGAAGAAUUUCACUCUGAAGAUUCGGAGGCCGUUUGUGCUGCUGUUCGAGUUGUUCAUUCCUUUGGUGCUGUUUGUCAUCCUGCUUAUGAUCCGAAAGAAACUUCCAGCCAAUCCACAAGGCACAUCUCACUUCCGCACCAUGCCUCUCCCGUCCUCCGGCCUGGUCUCCAUCAUGCAGAUGUUCUGUGAGAAUGGACACACGGAUGAACACGGCUUCUUGGACUUCCCCAGCUCGAGCUCCACCACGUCCGUCCUUAAACGGCUACAGGUGUUGGCAGAGAAUCGCAAUUUCUUCGACCCAGGUUUCACUCCUGAAGAAAUGAACCAGAUACCAGACCUGUACAAGAGCAUCAUAGAUGACCCAGCAUUUCUACAUGACCAGUUUAAAAAUGCCUCUGAUUUUGAGAUCUCCCAGGUGCUCCCCAGCGUCAAGGGUCUGGUAUCAUUCCUCCACAAUAACCUCUCUCUGCCCAAAGAGGAUAUCGACACACUGCUAAACUCAACCGUUCACGUCCAGGGAGUGUACAAGUACCUGUUCGGAGAUGACAUGGUGUACAUGCAGGACACCUUGAACCGCCAGAAACGGAGCGCCGACGCAGGACCAAUGCAAGACAUUCUCCAGUCACUGUCUGGAGAAACGGGUGGCUUGAGACUUCCCUGGAAAGACACUGGACAGGGAAUACUGAAGAAGGGAGUUGAAGGCAUUGUUGAAGACAUCCUGGAGAGGUCUGCCAGUGGCAAUAUUGAUAAUCUGGAGACGCAGAUAUUUGAGAAGAUAAUGAGUAACCCUAAGCUCCUGGAGGGUCAGAACAUGGCAGUGGUGAUCGAGGCGUUGAUCAGUAUUGUCGAACGUCUCAACACGUCCUUCAUCGUUAGCCCUGAUCAGAUGGCCCAGCUGCUGAAGAUGGAGGUCUUCUCACCCUCGUCCUUGAGAAAACUGUCAUGUGACCCUACACUGCUUGUAAACCUCUUCAUUCCUGAGACCCACAACGAGUCACUGAUUCACCUCCAGAAGGACCUGUGCAACAUGACGUCUGCUCAGUUCCAGGACUUGUCAGCCUACCUGCGCAGUUCCGUCACAGACCAGGAUAUUGUCAACAUGUUGAACCUGAAGCCAGUGAACCUGACUUCCACAGCGUACAAGAUUUCCAACUUCAUCACCAAAGUGAACAAGUUCGUCCAGUUCCACACAGAGCUGGAGAUGCUGGCUAAGCUGGUGGAAAUGAUCCCACAGGAUGCCUUCGACAUUGACAACACAACUGACGCCCACCAAGGCGGGAACGAAACAACACCAGCUGCAGGCAACACCACUGAUACAACGCCAACCAAGAUCCCCACAGUGAAACCAAAGGCCCAGCAUCCCCAAGGCCUCCUCAAGCUGUGGUCCUUCAUGCAGCAGACUGUGUGCGGCACUCCGCCCCCAACAAUCCCCACAGACAAGGACGGCAACCCUGAACACCGCUCUGGUCUCGACGCCCUCAGCCUGUCAUCCCGGCAACACAGGAUGCUGGGAAUCCUACUGCAUGUCCUGUACAGCAACCCCAAGGUCCUCUAUGCCCCGGCCAACACCUCUGCUGACGACGUCAUGAUUCAGGCAAAUGCUUCGUUUGCAUUCAUUGACUUGAUCAGUGACUACGCGCGGACUUGGCUGAACGUGUCUGUGGAGCUGAAGGAAUACCUGGAGGAGCCUCAGACAGCCCACAACUUGGACUCCAUCAGAGAGAUGCAGCAUGAGCUGAAAGAACACCGUGGCAUGCUGGGAUGGAUGUUCCAGAUCCCGCAGUUGUCUCCCUUCCUUAACGAGACGGUGCCCACCAGCAAGGAGUACCUGCACUCUAUCCAGGUCAUCAGCAAGGCUGCUCACAGCUGGCUCACUCUGAUGGAUGGCAUCAGUCUCAACGUGUUCCAGGGAUUCGACAACGAGACAGCCAUGGUCCAGUACUUCCUUAAUGAAGCUUACCAUGAUAAUGUCAGUGUGUUGGCAGGUGUUGUAUUCGAGAACAUAGGAGCAGACGGCUCCCUUCCUCCGCACAUCCGCUACAAGAUCCGCCAGAACGCGACCUUCACCCCAACCACGAAGUUUGUCCGCAAGCAGACGUGGUACCCAGGCCCUGGCCCAAGCAGUCACCCAUACUACGAGUUCGGCUUCGUCUGGAUCCAGGACAUUGUGGAGAGAGCCAUCAUCGAUGUCCAGGUUGAGCGUGAUGUGGUAGAGCCAGGGACCUACGCUCAACAGUUCCCCUACCCCUGCUUCAUGUAUGACCAGUUUGUCUUCAUGAUUGAGCAUGUGAUGCCCCUGUGCCUGACUAUAUCCUGGGUGUAUUCCGUGGCCAUGUUGGUGCAGAGCAUUGUGUAUGAGAAGGAGCAGCGGCUGAAAGAGGUGAUGAAGAUGAUGGGUAUGAACAAUGCUGUCCAUUGGUGUGCAUGGUUCUUGACGACGUUCCUGCAGAUGAGCAUCACAGUGGGGGUCCUCACCGCCAUGUUUAAGUAUGGGCGUGUUCUCGCCCACAGUGAUCCCCUCGUGGUGUUUAUGCUGCUGGAGGUCUAUGUCAUAGCCACUAUAUCGUUAUGUUUCCUGAUCAGUGUGUUGUACUCCAAGGCUAAGGUGGCCGCUGCAUGUGCCGGCAUCAUCUACUUCCUGUCUUACGUCCCCUACAUGUACGUGGCCAUCAAGGAGGACAUUGCCGGCGACCGCAUCCCGGGCUAUGUCAAGUCCCUUGUGUCCCUCUCCUCUACCACAGCGUUCGGCCUGGGGGCCAAGUACUUCGCGUACUAUGAGGAGAUGGGGGUAGGGGUACAGUGGGACAACAUCUACAGGUCCCCAGUGGAGGAUGAUGAGUACACCCUCUUCAUGGUCAUCCUCAUGAUCAUCCUCGACUCCUUCCUGUACGGACUCCUCGUCUGGUACAUCGAGCAUGUCUUCCCAGGAUCGUAUGGUCUCUCCAAGCCGUGGUACUUCCCCUUCACCAAGUCCUACUGGUGCGGCAGCCACGUCAAACACACCGACGACUGCACCAGUGUCCUAGACCUGUGUCGUCGUGGCAACGGUAGCCAUGUGUCUGUCACGGAGGAGGACCAGGCGUGCGCUAUGGCACAGCAGAGUGCUGACCAAAGUAUCAUGUUUGAGCAGGACCCCAUCCACUUACCUGAAGGAGUGUGUAUAGACAAUCUCACCAAGGUAUACAAGCUUGGCAAGAAGACUGCAAUCAAGAACUUGUCCUUGAAUUUCUAUGAAGGUCAGAUAACAUCUUUCCUUGGACACAACGGUGCAGGGAAGACCACCACGAUGUCCAUCCUGACCGGCCUCAUUCCCCCAACAUCGGGAUACGCAACAAUAUAUGGCCUUGACAUUCGCAGCGACAUGGACGUCAUCAGACAGAGUCUGGGCAUGUGUCCUCAACACAAUGUGUUGUUUGACAAACUGACGGUGGAGGAGCACCUGUGGUUCUAUGCUCAACUGAAGGGCAUGAAGUCUCCGGAUAUCAAGAUAGAACUGGACAGAAUGAUUAAGGACCUUGACCUGCCCAACAAGCGCCACACAGUGGUAGAUUCCUUGUCAGGAGGAAUGCAGAGGAAGUUGUCUGUCGCCAUUGCCUUCGUGGGAGGGUCAAGGACAGUGAUACUGGACGAACCCACUGCAGGGAUUGACCCCUACGCCAGAAGGGCCAUCUGGGAACUCCUGAUGCAGUAUAAAGAAGGUCGCACCAUCAUCCUGUCCACACACCACAUGGAUGAGGCAGACAUCCUUGGUGACAGGGUGGCCAUCAUCAACAAUGGCCAGCUCAAGUGCUGUGGGUCAUCCAUCUUCCUGAAGAACAGCAUAGGGGAGGGCUACCAUCUGACCGUCGUCAAGGAGGAACCAACUGAGGACAACCAAGAUGCAGACACAUCAUGUGAUGAACUAGAAGUCGAAAAUACUCAUCACCAGCCACCCAAGCUUGUCUCCCCUUGUAAGGAGGCGAAGGUCACAGAAUUCAUCCAGAAAUAUGUGCCAACGGUGUACUUGGUGUCCGAGUCCAAGCGGGAACUACACUACAUUCUGCCAUUUGAGGAAGCCAAGAAGAAGAGCUUUGAAAAGCUGUUUCAGGCCAUGGAUUCCGACAUGGACAAUGUCCACAUCAUCAGCUAUGGUGUGAAGGAUACGACCUUGGAAGAGGUUUUCUUGAAGGUCACAGAAGCUGGCUAUCAGGAAGAAGAAAGUCGUGAGGAUGAACCUGCUAAACCUCUGGAGACUUUAUCUUCCGACCCAUCUGGCCUGCCUGAAGAUCUCCCAAGGUCCAAUCUAGCCAGUCAAAACGCAGCAUCUUUGUCUGACCUGCUGGACGUGGCAGAUGACAGCCAAUCAGAAGCAGCAAUGGGUGCAACAGGCAUCACCAACCCUGCAGCAGAUGUCCUUGAACUUGGUGAUAUUGCUGCAGGAGGGGAAGAGGAGCCGGCACAGAGCAGACGGCCAGAACAUCCAUCUGUGAGGAACAUUGGGGUCUACAAUGCUCCAGAAGAUGAACCAAAGAUCUUGCUUGAAGGUCGUGGAAGUCAUAUCUUGAAUAAAAAGCUGCUGCUCUUCAACCACUUCCGUGCCGUCAUCGUCAAACGAUUCCACUACAUCACUCGCAACUGGAGGAGCUUGUUCUCGCAGAUCAUCCUCCCUGCCAUCUUUGUUGCCAUAGCAAUGACAGUAGCUCUAGCAGCGCCAUCUGUGGAUGACUUACCUCCCCUUGUACUCAGCCCAUCUCAGUAUUUCAAUGUCACUCAGCCCAAAGGCAACUUUAUUCCCUUCACAAAUGAACGUAUGAUACGAAGAUCAGAAAUACCUAGCCAGGACGCUGAUGCGGAGAAAUUAAUCCGGACACUCUUCCUCCCAUCUGGGGUGGGUGCCACAUGUGUGCUGCAGAAACCGUUUAAUAGCUCCUUUGAUGUGGACAUGUUGAAGAGGUUGAACUACACCCAGAAGACGUACGAGCUCCUGUCCCGGUACUAUGAGCCUGAGUGUAGGAGAGUGUUCGCUCCGGGGAUUCACCUGGACAGCUACAUCCCCCCAGAAGCUCCAGUGCAGCCUAAGGUUGACUUGGCCUCCGAGGAUGACAACAGCACUGUAGAUUUCCCUAUAGACCCCAGCUACUCAACAACCCACUUCUACCCCCACUGCGUGUGUCGGGGAGACAAGACUGGCUUCAAGUGCAACAAGAACCAUGCUGAGGCACCCAAGUUCCGGGUCGUCACCCAGGACAUUCUCCAGAACAUCACAGGACAGAGGACAGAGGACUUCAUACUGUAUACAACACAGGACUACAGACUUCACAGAUAUGGAGUUCUGUCUUUUGGUCUGGAGCAGCGCUAUGUACCAGAGAACUUUGGCAGAUCGGCACCCACGCUGUUCAGGAAGCUGGCAGUCCGCAGUGCCGCCAAGCUGUGGUUCAACAACAAGGGCUACCACUCCAUGGCCGUCUACCUAAACACCAUCAACAACGCAAUACUGAGAGCCAACCUGCCUAAAAGCAAGGGCAACCCUGCAGCUUUUGGCAUUACAGCCAUCAACCACCCCUGGAAUGACACCAAUAAUGAGAUGUCUACGGUCAACUAUAUGAUGGAGGGGUCCGACGUCCUGAUCGCCAUCUUCAUUAUUGUGGCCAUGUCCUUUGUGCCGGCUAGUUUUGUGGUGUUCCUGGUGUAUGAGAAGUCCACCAAGGCCAAACAUCUCCAGUUUGUCACCGGGAUCAACCCUGUCAUGUACUGGCUCGGGAACUAUGUCUGGGAUAUGGCCAACUACACAAUCCCUGCCUUCAUGUGUGUGAUGGUGCUGCUGAUAUUCCAAAUACCUGCGUAUGUGUCGACCAGCAACCUCCCUGCUGUCGUGGCUCUCUUCCUCAUGUAUGGAUGGUCGAUAACGCCUGUCAUGUACCCCGCGUCCUUCCUGUUCAACGAACCCAGUACUGCCUAUAUCUGCUUGAUAGUCAUCAACCUCUUCACUGGCAUCACAUGCAUUGUGUCCAGCUUCCUCCUUGAGCUCUUCUCCUACGACAAGGAUCUCAACAAGGUCCAUGACAUCCUGAAGAUUAUCUUCAUGAUGUUCCCCAACUACUGCCUGGGCCGGGGCCUCAUGGACUUGGCCUUCAAUGAGUACAAGAACGAGUUCUACUUUAAGACUGGUCAGUACGACAUGAUGAAGUCCCCCAUGGAGUGGAGCAUCAUUCCAGUACAUCUGGUUGCCAUGACAGUCAUUGGACUCAUAGCCUUCCUCAUUACAAUACUCUGUGAAUACAAGUUCUUCAUACCUGCCAGAUAUGUGAAAGUGCCCAACUCCACAAAUGUUGACGAAGACGUUGAUGUAGCUGCAGAGAGGAAGCGGGUGCUGAAGGGGACAGGCCGUUACGACAUGCUUCGACUGGAAAAUCUCACCAAGGUGUACAAGACUGCCAAACUAGGGCGCCACCUGGCUGUCGACAAGCUGUGUCUGGGAGUGCCACCUGGUGAGUGUUUCGGCCUGCUUGGAGUGAAUGGCGCUGGUAAGACAACAACCUUCAAGAUGCUGACUGGUGACCUUCGACCUACAUCUGGUUGUGCCUAUCUUAAUGGUCAUAGUGUGAUCAAGGAGCUGAACAAGGUGCAACAGAGUAUUGGCUACUGCCCCCAGUUUGACUCCCUCUACGAUGAGCUCACUGCCAGGGAACAUCUACAGUUCUACUGCAGACUCAGAGGAGUCUCGCCUAAAGAUGAGAAACAGGUUGUGAACUGGGCCCUGUCCAAGUUGGGGCUGAGCAAGUAUGCAGACAAGCUAUCCGGCACAUACAGUGGGGGCAACAAGCGGAAGCUGUCCACAGCAAUAGCUCUCAUUGGACAUCCUCAGGUUAUAUUCAUGGAUGAACCAACUACUGGUAUGGACCCUCACUCACGUCGCUUUUUGUGGGAUCUCAUUUUGAGCCUCAUCCAAGAUGGCCGCUCUGUUAUCUUAACCUCACACAGCAUGGAGGAGUGUGAGGUUCUCUGUACACGUCUUGCCAUCAUGGUCAACGGUCACUUCAAGUGUCUCGGAAGCAUUCAGCAUCUCAAAAACAAAUAUGGGGAUGGAUACACCUUCAGCUUCCGAUUGAAAGGACCAAAUUACGAACAGGCCAGUCGAGGGGUUGUACGAUUUGUGGAGAGAAAUAUACCAGCAGCAACGCUCAAGGAGCAGCACUUCAACCUGCUCCAGUAUGAGCUGCAGUCAGAGAGUGUGUCCCUGGCCCACCUCUUCUCCACCCUGGAGCUGGCCCAGCAAGACCUGCAUAUAGAGGACUACUCCGUCAGCCAGAACACCCUGGAUAAUGUGUUCAUCAACUUCGUGAAACAGCAGAUGGAGAUUGUGCAAGAAGACGACACAAAAACUCGCCAGAGGUCAAGAACGAGAGCAAGGUCACAGGCUGCAGCAGAAGAUGAUGUGGAGCCUCUCCUGUUGUCUGAAGACGAUGGUGGACUGUUGCAUGAUGAUGACGAUGAUCUCAUUUUACGUCUGGAUCAGUCCAAUGGGAUGGUGUAGUUCUUGCUUUCUGCAUUUCUGAACAUAUUUAUUUACUCGUCUGACUAUACUUACCCUCUAAUCUUCUGCAACUGCUGAUCUCAAACAUAAGCAUUUUGUGAUCUUGUCUCUCAUGAAAGGCUUCCUGCUGAAGGUUCUAUUAUAAAGAGGUCAUGACGGACUCCAUAUUUCCACUGAAGGUUCUGCUAUAAGAGGUCAUGACGGACUCCAUAUUUCCACUGAAGGUUCUGCUAUAAGAGGUCAUGACGGACUCCAUAUUUCCACUGAAGGUUCUGCUAUAAAAGGUCAUGAUGGACUCCAUAUUUCCGCUGAAGGUUCUGCUAUAAAAGGUCAUGAUGGACUCCAUAUUUCCAGUGAAGGUUCUGCUAUAAAAGGUCAUGACGGACUCCAUAUUUCCACUGAAGGUCCUGCUAUAAAAGGUCAUGGCAGACUCCAUGUUUCAGCUGAAGGUUCUGCUAUAAGAGGUCAUGGCAGACUCCAUGUUUCAGCUGAAGGUUCUGCUAUAAGAGGUCAUGGCAGACUCCAUGUUUCAGCUGAAGGUUCUGCUAUAAGAGGUCAUGGCAGACUCCAUGUUUCAGCUGAAGGUUCUGCUAUUAGAGGUCAUGACAGACUCCAUGUUUCAGCUGAAGGUUCUACCAUUAGCCAUUUCAUGUCAUUCUAGAGGAUGGAAGAGUAGGAAUCCCAGUGCAAAACAAAAGAAGAUGCAUUCAUUGUAUAAAAUAUCUGAAGACUGAAGCUGUGCUAUGUUUCCAGUUGCAUUUGUGCCAGAUGUUUUCACUGCUAAAGUAUAUAUAUUUUCAUGCAAUAACAGAGGAUUAGAAGUGAAAACUUGUCAUCUUCAGACGUUUAUUUUAAGCUGAAAAUUGUGUCUUCCCCUUAAACAGUGUCAUGUUAUUAGAUGUAGGACUUGUGCUUAAUGGUAAAGAUAUUUAUCAUGCAAACUGGCCUCCACAGGAGAUACUGCUUAGCUGAGAUCAAGCCAUCUCUACUUGGAGAUAUUGCUGCAAUAAAAUUGCAUCACAUAGCUUAGCAAACCGUUGCAACGUCACCAGUUACCAUGGCAUGAUGUCACAGUCAAUGCCAUCACUUACCUCUCUGCUUCUGAAGCUGGAUAAGAUUGCUUAUUACAGUUAAAAUGAAAGAAGAAUGAUAUUGGAUCACCCUUGUGUCUUUUGAUAUAAAAUAUCAGACUCUGGCGCAGUGGUGACUCCGCAUAACACCACUGCCACAGGCUAAUUUGCAUAUCACGUGACCAGACUUUUCUCUUUUCUCUUUACCAAUGUAAUUACGCAAAAGGAUAAUUACGCAAAACAAGUAGAUUUACACGUAUUAACAUAACAUACUUUCUUAAUGAAUCGUAACCAUUCUUUGACAUUUGUUUAUGAAAAUGUGUAGACUUGUCAAACAUGAAACGGAUGAAAAGCAGAUGCAAUAUCUUGAAUGGACUGUGAAAGAUGUGACGAAUUGUCACAUGGCGCUGGCCUGUGGCAGAGGUACUACGCUGGCUGGCUGCCGGCCGCAUGGAACUCAGGGUAGGAGAGUGGUAAAAUAUUUGAUGUUCGUUGAAUAAGUUUAAGACACCUCGGCAAGCCUCAGAGUCAAACUUGUGUAGAUAUACUUGAUAUCAAAAGACCGUGGUGAAAUUCUCUCUGUCUUAUCUUCAACUGUGUAUCUUGUAGAGAAGAUUACUUCACCGUGUAGACUGAGAAUGUAUCUCACCUUGGAACAUGAAUUUAUCUCCAAGAGGAAUAAAAUAUCUGACUAAUUACUGUGUGGGUUUGCCAUGUGGACAGCUUGUUGCUGAACCAUCAUAUUUCAACAGGACGAGGAGUGUGAAAUAUCUCCUAGUAAUUGGAGUACCUCACAACGAAUGUGAGAAUGUUUCUCUUUGCAAGUGGAAGGAAAGAUAUCCCAUUGUGGAAGAAAACGAGGAAUGUGAGAAUGAUUCUCACCAAGGAAUGAGAGAAUGUUUCUCUCUGAAGAAGGUGGGAAUAUUACCAAGGAAUUCUAUGAAAAGAUGAUACAAUUUUCAAUAUGGAAGAUUUGUCACAGGAUUUUGUUUAAAAGUACGAUAUAUCUCACCAUAUGUAUCUCAGUGAAAGAUCAUGUCCAUCUGUGACUCAUAACAGACAGUGGAAUAACAAUGUUUAGUCCAUGCCAUUAUAUACAAUUCCACUUUCCAUAAUACACAAACUGUCAUAUUACAAGGCCAAAUUUGAUUGUAUGUGUGCUGCACUGCAAAGUGGAAUUUCUUUUCAGAUAUGGGUACCAGGAAACUGAUUUUCCAAUAUUUACCCCAGUACCUUUGCUUUUUGUGUUUAAAUUGUGCUACCCAGGUGUCAGAUCUUCAUCCGGUUUAUUUCAUUGAUUUAAAAUUCCAAUACAAGUUAUUGUAGGAAUUGUGGGUGUGUAGGUUUGCCAUAUUGGAGAGAAUAUGGUUCAUUGUUUAUGCAUUUGCCAAUUUUAGAAAUGAAAACUGAUUGUUUUGACAUCAUCCAGAUGUGAGGGUCUUGAUUGGGGUGUCACAAGUUUGUUGUCAGUAAAAUUUUUGGCAGUCAUUAAAAGAACUUGAAUAGUGGAUAAGACAUGGAGUUGAAUCUAAAAUGCAAAAUCAUUUCUAUGCGAAUAUGGAUCAUCAGUGUGUCUAGGGAAACAUAGGGAGAGGGGGGUUUGCUUUCGUUUCAUUACUGCAAUUAUCAAACACUGACUGCUUUUGCUGUAUCGUUUGAUCUAGUUAUACGCAACUUUUAUGAGAUGUUGGCAUGAUUAUCACAGUAAAGUUUACAAACAAGAGCUAGUCUGUUUUUAAUUUAGAUUUUAGUUAAUCUUUUACAAUAAUAUUUGACUCAUUUAAUGUUUAUGACAAAUGUUUUUAGUUAUUUUACGCUAAACAGUAUACCCCAUCAGGACCCUCUGUUGUGCCAUCCAUUACAGACAUGUGUAAGAGAUGCUUCAUGGGAAAUUUCAAGUUAAAUUUUUUUGUUAUUGAUUUUCUACCCUGCGACAUUAUUUUUUAUGACUGACACAUUUGUUGUUUGAUCCAGACACAUUUACAGUAAUGGAAGACCAAGGUCAUAUGAGAUGACCUUGAUAAAGUGGGAGGCAAUUUCACAUUACCGCUGUCAAUUUUCACCUUUUCAUGACAAAUAUCAAUGCAAGAUGUUUAAAAUUUGAUGUAUAUAUUUCAGUCAUUGUAUGAAAAGUAAUUACAACUUUAAUCAUAAAAUGCUCAAAUUGUGAUAUGUGAUUAUUCGUAUGUUGGCAAUUGCCCAUUUAUUACGAUACUUGAAUUUUGCAUUGUUUGUAUUUCAUGCAUAUCAUUGUGGCUAUGUAAGAUUGAUCUCCAGUGUUUCCGUGUGGUGUAAUCAUCUUACUCUGUGUAAGCUCAGCUUGUGACAAAACUACGGGAAACAGGAAUCUUAAUUUCGAGACACCCUUCCAGUUCAGCUUUGUAGCUGAAGUCAUAUCAUUAAUAGAAAUGUAUCAGGUGGGUUGUCUAUAAUGACAUAUGUAUUGAAUAAAUGUAUGGGAACAUGUGGAAUAAAUGUUUAGCUUUUGAACUAAAAGAAAUUUUCCCCAGAUUUCUAAGAGCUGUUCUUAAUGUUGUUUUAGAUUGGGCCAUUAUUUUUUAUUUGUUGGAUCACAGAUUUUUGUUUGUUAUACAUGUAGUCGGAAGUCGGAGGAGGGAAUAGUAUAUUUUUUUUAAAAAGCUGACAUUAGCUUCUAUUUGUUACACUGUCUCAUGAAAUGUUUUUACAAAUAUUACUUGUUUCAGGGGAGGGGGAAAAAUAAGUAAAUAAUAAGUAAAUUAUAUCAUUAGCUCCAUUGUCUGCUUGAAGCAUUCUUUUGUCAGUUAUUCUUUGAAGACAAAGGGAGUUAGUGUAAGCAAAGUCCAUGUGUCAAGGACAAGGGACAUAACUCUUGAUUUAUCAUGCAAGGAAUUUCAUGUUCAUAGAUGAUUACUAUUAAAACAUUGAGUAAUCUCAAAAUAGUUUUGCGUGUAUGAGUUGCUCGCAGGGGGAAAAUAAGCAUAAAUUAGGCUUGUUAUGUUUAUCUAGUUUUGAAGAAAAUAGGGUUGGUUGGUUGGUUCCAUGAUCCAACAAAUAAAAAUAUAAUGGCCUUGACAUGAAUAAGUAAAAUCUCUCAUCCUGCUCCAAAUUCCCAUCCCCCCCACUGCCAUUGGAUAUGUUCACACCAAUCAAGGGUUUUCACGGUGAUAUGAAACUAAAUGAAUGUAAAAUGGAUUAUACCAUAGUUCUUACGAUUAGAAACUUGAAAUCAGUGGAACUUAAUGGCAGUUCUGGUAUUGAAGGCCAAUCCAACAAUGUGUAUGUUAUGUCAAGAUGUAAUAGGCCAAAUAAAGAUUUUAAAUACUGUUGCCAAGUAAAUUAUGCUAAAGACAAAAUAUCUAUGAAAUGUUAUUUAGAAAAAGCAUACCUUUUUUCAAACAGCAUUAAGGAAAAUAAAUUUCUUUGUUAUUGGAAAAAUUGGUGCAUGGUUAUCCACGAAUCCAGUAAGAAUUGCUCUGCAGAUAAUAACUCCUCCUUUUCAUGCCAUGUAGGGUUUGUUGGUUGUGAGAAAUGUUACGCAUGAAACUCAUUCAAGCAGAAAAUCAUGGCAGUGGUGUUAUGGGGGAAUGGCAUGGUUGUCCGCGGUGCUAAAACUGGGUGUGGUGAGAACAUGUUGAACCAUGUGGCAGUUGCAGUUUUUUCUUAAUUCUGGUUGGGUUAUUAAAAAAGGUGGUAUAAUAUUUCUCCUGUAAGUGGUAGAUGAAUGUUUUACCCCAGAUUAAAAUAAUGAGAAAGGUUCAGUUUUCUGUAUUAUCAAUAAGGGAUACAUAGAAACUUUGAUUUAAAUUCAUCUAGUUGCAGCUGAUUUCAGAUUAGUGGUAUUUUAUGCUACUAGAAUGGGGAGGAAACAAGUUGUCAUACCACAUUUUACUAGUGUCAGGACUAGUGUAAUACCCUCUCCACAGGUAACUGGUUAAUUGUGGAAUGAGGAAGAAAGGUUUAAGGUUAAAUCCUACAAGUCAUAAUUGGGAUGGAAAAACCAUCAGUUCUUCGUCUGAUAGUAACUUAGAAUCUCCCCAUGUAGAUAGGGGUAUGUAUUAUUAAUAUUAUUAUUAUUAUUAUGUGUCAUGACACCAGGGAUAAGAAUUUCUUUACUAAAAGUUAUCCAGGGAUCUUGGGGACUAUAUAAUUGAUGCAUAUAUUCUAAUGGCAUAUUCCACGAAAGUGACCCUUGGCGUACUAAAUCUGGGGAAUUUCUUGGAAAUUUCUAUUUAAUUUAAUCGAUACAUAGGUAGGUGUAUUGUGUAUCAUAGUUUCAUGUGUACAUUUGCGAUACAUCAUGACUCGUGACACUCCUAUUAAUUAUUGAUGGUAAUUUCAUCCAUAAUUGUGAUGCCGAAGGAUCAUUAAAUCCCCUUUUAUAUAUAGUGUGCCAAUGCUGAAAAAUUUUAAAGUGCUUUACCAUAAUUUAUUCCUUAGUUUUCAUAUUUUUAUGAAUUAUUGUCCAGUUUUUUUAAUGUUCAUUGAUCACAAUGUUAUCUUAUAUCAAACAAUAUUAUGAUCUAAUAUAAAAUGUUUGCUCAUAACUGUGUUUGUUAGUGUUGUUUUAUGUGUUAGAGUAGAAGGGUGAUAUUUAUAGUAUGUGUGUUGAGUUCUAUUUGGUGAGUGGGUCUUUGUUUUAUCAAGGUUGCUUCUGUUUCUUACCACGUAGUCUGUUGUGUGUUCCAUACCAUCAGAGGCAGAAUGUGAAUUAGCUGCAUGGUUAUUGUUAUCAAUUUAUUUCUUGUGAUAUGUGACACAAGACUGUUUUCUCAGUCAUGAAACUUUCAAAUUUGGCUUUUCUAGAGGGUCCUGAUUUGGGAAAGGGCUGUCACAAAUCAGUAUGAUUAGGGGCUUUAUUGUCAUGUCCUUACUUGAUUAGAGGAUCCUGAUUGGGGAUUGGGCUGUCACAAGUCAGUAUGAUUAGGGGCUUUAUUGUCAUGUCCUUACUUGAUUAAAGGGUCCUGAUUGGGGAUAGGGGUGUCACAAGUCAGUAUGAUUAGGGGCUUUAUUGUCAUGUCCUUACUUGAUUAGAGGGUCCUGAUUGGGGAUAGGGGUGUCACAAGUCUGUGUGAUUAGGGGAUUUCAGUCUGUCACCAUUAUGUUUUUGGCUUAGUGGGACAAAAGGAGGGAAUAACUGACAAGCUGUCAAGAGGUCAAAAAAAUGCUGAAAAAGUAAUUUGUCCCCAGGUUAUACUAAGAUUAAAAUUAAUUCACUGGACAUGUUGGAUGUUCUGAAAAAUAAUGUGUAUUGGUGGGUAAAUCAACUAUUGUUUGCCUCCUCUUAAAAAUCCCAGCCCUCCCCAUGCUCCAAGUAAUAAUAAAUGGUCAGUCACUUCCACAGGGUAUUUCUUCAGGUGCGUACCUGAUAGUUAACCUGGUGUCCUACACAAUCAUAAAUAUAUUAUCUCACCUCAAUGUCAGAAUGUGGAGAUCUGAUUUGUUAACGUGAUCUUGAUAAAAUACUAUGAAUCCCUCCGGGGAGGAAAAUAAAUUUCUAAGUUUGAGAAGAAGUCUCUUAUACCCCGCCAUGAAGAAGACAGGCUGCACAUGGAUUUCUGAGCAGGAGAAUAAAUCCUUUAUACACAACUCUGAAGCAAAAAGAUGCAUGUUGUUUAUGAUUCAAUGAUAGUCAUGUGACAAAGCACAAGUUAACCUCAGCUCAGUCGAACAGCUGUUUUUAUGAAUUCUCAAUUACAGUGGCAGAUUGAAACAUGUUGGUAAGAUAAAUUCCUUGUCGCAGCAUUACUCUGGGUAUUGAUCACCCCUGCACCCCUCUGUAUCCACGUAUGUAGGUGUUGGCAUCAGGACGGGAUAUAUUUCAGGUCACGAUUUGUGAUUAUCCUUGAAACCUUCUUCCCCAAUGUUUUUAUGUUUCUUGAGGACAAUGGUUAGGACUGUUCUAGUGAUAGAAUGUGAAGUGUAUGGAUGGUUUGUUUGAGCAAUAAAAUGCAAUAUGAAGAUGUGUUCUGAUUGCGCGUGAACUGCGUUUCAGUGAAAAUGUGUCUUAGUUAUAUUUAGUAGGAGAAUUUAAACAGUGUAGAUCAGCUGUGAUACAAU
Haliotis rufescens (red abalone) is the source of this 14938-nucleotide messenger RNA. RefSeq names its product ATP-binding cassette sub-family A member 2-like. Gene Ontology annotation, cellular component: membrane; intracellular membrane-bounded organelle. The transcript is spliced from 48 exons. Gene Ontology annotation, molecular function: ABC-type transporter activity; ATP binding; ATP hydrolysis activity. Bases 282 to 7829 code for a protein of 2515 amino acids. The record is from RefSeq and is a predicted model, not a curated record. NCBI's taxonomy places the organism in Eukaryota, Metazoa, Mollusca, Gastropoda, Lepetellida, Haliotidae. Gene Ontology annotation, biological process: lipid transport; transmembrane transport.